Messenger RNA from Acytostelium subglobosum LB1, 936 nucleotides. RefSeq lists its product as hypothetical. Lineage: Eukaryota; Evosea; Eumycetozoa; Acytosteliales; Acytosteliaceae. Gene Ontology annotation, molecular function: mRNA binding; metal ion binding. The transcript has a single exon. The record is from RefSeq and is a predicted model, not a curated record. Bases 1 to 936 code for a protein of 311 amino acids.
AUGACAGACUUCCAAAUGCUCAGCAGCUCAAACGGCAUGCUGGACGCACCCUGGACCAACAUCAAUUCGGGAUGGACACCCAUCAGCAGCCCACCUGGACUCGCCAGCUUUGACCCACAAAAGGUGCCAUCAUCCAUCAAGAACUGUGAGUUUAUCAACAUCUCCAAUGUCACUGGCUUCGACCCUUGGAUGGCACCACAGAUCGUCAGCGUCAUGGAUAGAUCAAAGCUACAGCAACAACCUUCGCCCAAGCUCAUCAAUCACAUUGCCCCUAUCAAUCCAAUCAAGCGUAGCAGCGAGGAUUACACUCAUAACCAGAUUUCACAGCAAUUUGCUGAGCUUCAAAUUCAACAACAACAACAACAACAACAACAAUCAGAUGAUCCAGAGGGAGAUGAAGAGAUCUCUGGACAGAGCAGAUACAAGACAGAGCUCUGCCGUUCAUUUGCCGAGACUGGUGUGUGUAGAUAUGGAUUCAAGUGCCAGUUUGCUCAUGGACGUGAUGAGUUGCGACCAGUUAUGCGACAUCCAAAGUACAAGACAGAGACAUGCAAGACGUUCCACACUGUUGGCAGCUGUCCAUAUGGCUCUCGAUGCAGAUUCAUUCAUGCCAAGCCAGGCGUCCCAGCCAACCAAGAGCACAUCCUUAACUUCUCUGCCAACAGUCUCUCGCCACCCCAGACCGUGCCAAGGGAGACACAGCAACAGCUGCUCUCCUCCCCACCUUCAAUGCAGCCACUCAGCAAGUCGACACCAGACAUGAAGCCACCCACCGCCGUCACCUGGUCAGACUCUUGGGGACCAGAUGAGGCCAACAUGCACAACAGCAAGUCCAUGCGUCUGCAGAACAAGCCAAAGGAGGAUGAAGUCAACAACAGCAAGAGAAGGUUGCAGAUCUUCCGUACCAUUUGCUCCACCAAUCCAUCCUGGGAGUAA